AUGCGGUACGUGGCGGCAUACUUGUUGGCGGUACUUGGGGGGAGAGAACCCUCUGCCAAGGACAUCAAACAGAUCCUCAACAGCGUCGGCGUGGAUGCCGAGGAAGACCGACUCGCCCUCGUUAUCAGCCAGCUGAAGGGGAAGGACGUCGAAGAGGUCAUUGCUCAAGGCAAUGAACGCCUGGCUACUGUAGCAUUCGGGGCAGGAGCUGGCGUUGCCGUUGACGCUGACAACGUCGGUGUCACUGAGGAGAAGGAAGAGAAGAAAGAAGAUAAGCCAGCAGAUGAUGAUUCUGACUCCGACUCUGACGGAGGACUUAUCUCCCUUUUCGACUGAACAUCACGUGACGUUGUUACCCAGGGUAACAACAGCAUCGUCAACAAAUAUGAACAUGGCAACGUGGGCCGACGAGCAGUGUUCACCGCGUGCAGCAUACAUUGUCCCAUGAAUGGUGUAGAAGGAAUUGUGAAACUGAAUUUUCCAAACCAACGACAAUUUUAGCCACAACAAAAUUGCAGAAUCUCUUCGAAUUGGUUGAAAAGUUUGAUAGAAUGAUUUUAUUCAAUUCAGUGAAUCAGUUUUGACAGUUUUAGACUGUUUCGUUGAAUCCGUCCUCUUGAGACAUUACUUGUUUGUGAAGACAUAACCGCAUAAUGGUAUGGCAUACGUUAUAUCUUACCGUGUGGUAUAUCAUAUGCUACUCUGCAUGUCCCAUUCAAUGUGAGGUAGAAUGUGAAACACGAUGUGUUGUAAAACAUAGUGUAUGCCACUCAGUGUGUCGUAUAACAUGAUAUAUGAUAUACAGCAUAAUAUAUUACACACAAUAGUGUGGUAUAACAUGAUAUAUUACGCUCAGUAGUAUGGUAUAACAUAACAUAUUACACUCAUUAGUGUGGGAUAACAUGAUAUAUUACACAAAAGUGUGGUAUAACAUGAUAUAUUACACUCAGUAGUAUGGUAUAGCAUAACAUAUUACACUCAUUAGUGUGGUAUAACAUGAUAUAUAUUACACAAUAGUGUGGUAUAACAUGAUAUAUUACACUCAAUAGUAUGGUAUAACAUGACAUUACACAUAAUGGUGUGAUAUAUUAUGAUAUGUUACACACAAUAGUGUGGUAUAACAUGAUAUAUUACAAUAUUGUGGUAGAACAUGAUAUAUUACUCACAAUAGUGUGGUAUAACAUGACAUUGCAGUCAAUAGUGUGGUAUAACAUGACAUAUUACAUUCAGUAGUGUGAUAUAACAUGAUGUGUUACAUUCAAUAGUGUUGUGUAACAUGAUAUAUUACUUUCAAUAAUGUGGUAUAACAUGAUAUAUUUACACUCAAUAGUGUGGUAUAACAUGACAUUACAUUCAGUAGUGUGAUAUAACAUGAUGUGUUACAUUCAAUAGUGUGGUGUAACAUGAUAUAUUACUUUCAAUAGUGUGGUGUAACAUGAUAUAUUUACACUCAGUAGUGUGGUAUAACAUGAUAUAUUUACACUCUACAGUGUGGUAUAACAUGGGAUAUUGCACUCAUUAGUGGGUUAUGACAUGAUAUAUUUCAUUCGAUAAUGUGGUAUAACAUGAUAUAUUACAUUCAGUAGUGUGAUAUAACAUAAUACGCUCUAAUCAAAGUAAUGUAAAGCAAGAUACACGUUGCCCCAAGUUAGGUUUGUAGUUUCACAAACAACUUUUCAUUUCCAUGACAACAUGACAACAUAUCAACAAGCUCAACCUCCCGGUCUACUACUCCGUAAUGUCUGUUUCUGUAUUACAAUGUGUCGUAGGUGAAUGUAUUUUUCAUUUUUGUAAUGGACACUUCUUGGGCUCUAGCCUGCCUUCAUGAACAGUGAGAGUAUAAAUAGA
Haliotis rubra (blacklip abalone) is the source of this 1848-nucleotide messenger RNA. RefSeq names its product 60S acidic ribosomal protein P2-like. Gene Ontology annotation, biological process: cytoplasmic translational elongation. NCBI's taxonomy places the organism in Eukaryota, Metazoa, Mollusca, Gastropoda, Lepetellida, Haliotidae. The record is from RefSeq and is a predicted model, not a curated record. Gene Ontology annotation, cellular component: ribosome; cytosolic large ribosomal subunit. Gene Ontology annotation, molecular function: structural constituent of ribosome.